AUGCGUGUCCAGGGUAUCCUGCCAAUGGGGCCGAGGGGCCCAGCAAAGCCAGCCAGCUCAGCAGUGAACAGCAAAAAACGUCCUGGAAGCCCGCUGGGAGGAGACCGUCCUCAAAAGAUUGCCAGAAACACUGAAGAAAUAUCAGAUACGAUCCCGCCUGGCCCAACCCAAGAGCAGACCGCCGUGAACGAUAUAAAGCGUCCUGGAAGCCUGCUAGAAGGGGGUAGACACCGAAGCGCUCGCAGAAAAUCGCAAGGAACAUCGGAUACAAUCCCCGGAAGCUCGCCACAGGAGCACAAGGAUCCAUACAUUGCUUCUGAUCUCGCAGUCAUCUUUCAUAAUGAUAUUCUCGGCUUGCCGCCGACUGCCCCGAAGCUAGCCACGAUGCGUCUCAAAAAGCGGCUCGGCGCGAAGAGCACCGCGAUGCUGCUGAGUCUCGUGAAACAAAAGAAAGCAAAAUGUAUUCCCAGUCAUUUUGUACGAAACGAGUACGCUAUGGAAUCCAUGACGGAAGUGAUGAAGUCGUCCGACGGAGCUGAAACUUUCCGCCUCGGCCUCGAACUCAUGUAUGGAAUAUUCGACGAAAGAGACACUUGGCUUGACAUCAUGUACCAAAUCCGGGAACUCGCAUCAAGUAUUGACGCUGGAUAUCAAGCUGCAACUUAG
Penicillium waksmanii is the source of this 666-nucleotide messenger RNA. RefSeq lists its product as uncharacterized. NCBI's taxonomy places the organism in Eukaryota, Fungi, Ascomycota, Eurotiomycetes, Eurotiales, Aspergillaceae. Bases 1 to 666 code for a protein of 221 amino acids. The record is from RefSeq and is a predicted model, not a curated record. The transcript has a single exon.